Lineus longissimus is the source of this 4803-nucleotide messenger RNA. Its product is annotated as protein ECT2-like. Lineage: Eukaryota; Metazoa; Nemertea; Pilidiophora; Heteronemertea; Lineidae. The record is from RefSeq and is a predicted model, not a curated record. The transcript is spliced from 21 exons. Bases 309 to 3089 code for a protein of 926 amino acids. Gene Ontology annotation, cellular component: nucleus; cell cortex. Gene Ontology annotation, biological process: intracellular signal transduction; activation of GTPase activity; mitotic cytokinesis. Gene Ontology annotation, molecular function: guanyl-nucleotide exchange factor activity; GTPase activator activity.
UUUCAAAACUCAAUUUUCAUCAGAAAUUAUAAUAAAUUACGGAUAAAACAGAAUUCAAAUGGAAAAUUAAUAAAUUUACCCCUUCAUCAACAUUUCCAUUAUUCAUAGAGUACGGUCAAUUUUGAUAGUUGCUGGAAACCGUGAUAAAAAAGCGCAAAAACAGCUGUCAAAGUGACUGUCCUGAACAGGACAGGUUGUUUGUUUUGUCUUGUGUAGUAGGCUGUUCACAUGUGCAUGACGUGUACAUUUACAGAGAAAGGAUAAUAUUAUAUAGAUAUGCACGUUACUAUCUACAGAGUUGUUGAAAAAUGAUGGCCUAUUUCAAAGAAAUGUAUAAACCAGAUGCAUCCGGUCUAAUGAGCCUUGACCCUGUCUCGGAAUCAGUUGACAUGGAAGAGAAUGAAGAGCUGGUUGAGCCUGAAAUCCAGAUAGUUGUGGUCGGAUCACAAUGUCAAAAAAAUCUGCAAUUGAAGGCUGCACUGGUGAAAAUGAAGUCGCCCGUUUACUACUCCCAGCGUGGAGAGGAAUACAUCAGUAGCAAUGAAGAGGAUGUGGAAACCUUCUUCGUUUAUGAGAACUUUGAAGACGACAUCUAUAAACGACUACGGGAUGCUGAGUGUCGGAUAGUUGGUCCACCGGUGAUUUUUAAAUGUGCUGAGGAUGGAAAGGGGUUACCUUUCAGCCCGCGACCCCUCUACUGCAUGGUGAUGCAUAAGCUAAUAUUUUGCUUCGCUGGAUUCAAAGUCAAAGAGGAACUGGCCCGAUUAGCUGACCUAGCCCAUCACAUGGGGGCGAGUAUCCGGAAAGAUUUCAGUCCAAGAGCAACUCACUUGGUGGCCAUGUCGACGGGCGGGGAGAAGUAUCGGGCUGCCGUUAGUCUUGGUACACCGAUCAUGACGUCAGAUUGGGUGGAAAAAGUAUGGGAAUGCCGGGACCAGCCAGACUUGGAUGUAAAGGACGAACGCUUUAAUGAGUUCAAGAUGAGUCCAUUCUUCAGAUGUGUCCUGGCUUUCUAUGGCUUUUCGACAACAGAUCAUUCACACAUGGAGGAACUCACUGGCAUGAAUGGUGGAAGUACAGCAGGAAUCACCGAGUGUCACAAAUGUACCCACAUCGUGAUGAACGAUGCAUCAGUCAAACAGCUGCCAAUGGAAGUGGGGCUUAAAGUCCAUGUGGUCAAGUCUGAGUGGUUCUGGGGCAGUAUUCAGAUGAACGCGUGUGCUAAUGAAGACAUGUACAAGUUCUCCUCCCACGGGACGUCACCCAUGAACAGAUUCGACCGGACGUCUUCGGUGUCUAAAAUACGAAAACGUAAACGCCUGAAGGAGAACUUGGCCCAGCUAGCGCAGGAAGGAGAGGCUGAGUCACCUUUUCACUCCAAGCGACAGUCGACAGAUAUAUCGCGGAUGUCCCUCAGUGCUUCAUUAUUGGAUGUGUCGUGCGAUACUUCUGUUAUCCUUGGCGACAACCAAAAAGAGCAAGAGCCAUCGAAGAGUACGAGUCAACCAGUUGCCAGGGUCACUGCUCGUAUGCAAGUUGUUAAAGAGUUCUUACAGACGGAGACCAACUAUGUCGGAAUCUUAGAAACGAUUUUACGGGUGUUUAAAGAUGCGAUAGAAGACCCGGAACAACCUGGAGGACCCCUGUUACCACCGAAAGACGUCGACAUAAUAUUCAACGGACUCCCUGAGAUCUAUAACCUGCACGCUCAAGUGCGAGACCAACUGUUGGAGAUUAUUAACAAUUGGACAGAGGAGGCGUGUGUCGGGGAAGUUAUACAAAAACAUGCUGGUGCUAUGGAGAAAGCAUAUCCACCAUUUGUCAAUUUCUUCGACCAGACCAAGGAGACGAUUAAGCAUUGUGAUAAGACUGUUCCCAGGUUCCAUGCUUUUCUAAAGCGGUGCUUAAUGAAACCAGAGUGUGGGCGUCAGACAUUACAAGAAUUGAUCAUUCGACCAGUGCAGCGGUUACCAAGUGUCAUGUUGCUAUUAAAUGAUAUCAUCAAGCAUACCCCCAAAACUAACCUGGAUCACGAGGUGUUAGAACAAGCACUUGCUUCACUCAAGAAUGUUAUGACUCACAUCAAUGAAGACAGAAGAAAAACGGAAAGUCAGGUUGCUAUGUUUGAUAUCAUGAAUGAUAUAGAGAACUGUCCGCCGACGUUGCUCUCGGCCCAUCGCCAGUUCAUCAGUCGAAUGAAUGUGCACCAGAUCUCGGAUGAACCCGGCCUCCGUGGAGAUCAGUUAUGCCUCUUCCUCUUCUCUGACUACUUGGAGAUAUGUAAACGGCGAUCACGCGCAGCCCUGCAGUCGUACAAAAGUCCCAGCAAUGCCCAGAAACCUUAUCGUCACAUCGAGCUAGUGACGUUGUCAUCCAUCAAGAGGGUGAUUGACUGUACAGAAACAGAUGAAAUGCGAAAUAUGUUUGCGAUUAUCUAUCGGCCGACGACGGCCUCGAAGGAGAAGCUGUACAGCUUCAUGAUCAUCACCGAGGAUGUACAGAAGGAGGACUACCUCAUCAGCCUGUGUAAACAGAUAGCUAACACUACAUGCCGGACCGAUUAUGAGAACCUUCUUGUCAGUAUGGAUGCCAGCAGUUUGGAGAUCGACGCAUCCGAGAUCAGCAAUCAGAGUUUCAGCACAAAGGCGAAAAGAUUUGCAUCACGGACUAGAAAGCGCGUUGGACGGGUGUUCUCAUUCAACAACACCCCGAGGAAACUAAAGCGGGCAAUAUCGAGUGUUGGGGAGAGUAUGAGCCCCUUCCAGACUCCCAAGCUCACUCCCAGGUCAGCCCUUGGGUCCCGGCUAGCGGCUAGCACCAUGGAUCUGGAGGAUAUCAAAGUACAAAAGUCGUCGUUUCGUCGGCGUAUCAUGUCGACCGGGGAGCUCCUCUCUAUGGUGAAUAACACAUUAACUCGGCGAAGAAGGGGGAGCGUCAUGCCCGAUGCCACCAGGGUUGAUGCUGACUCACCGAAUAUGACCAUAGAGUUCACACCAGGGCUAACCUCGCUCCCAGUCCUGUCAACGAGAGGAGCAUUGUCGACCGUACUUAAACCGAUCACAGAUUCGCCCCUGGAAACGGAUGCGUGACGUCGAUAUAUUGUGGGAUUUCUAUCCUAGGACUAGAUUCACCAGUAACCCGGGUUGUGUGUACAAGCUGGUGUCCCUGCCAGUUGUGCUUCCUGCACCGAUCGGAUCACUCUUUCAUUCACCCAUAGACUUAACAUGAGACAAAUUGGACCAGACUUGCCACUAGCCUGGGAUCACUGCAUGUAAGAGUCGUGCGUGAGGGCCAGAUCACACUUUCAUCCAUGAGUCAAAUCUGACCAGUCUUGAACCUAGCCUUGGACCACUGCGUGCUAGUGUCGUCCUGUACUGGGAUGGAUGACACUUUUAUCCACCCACCAUAGACUUACGAGACAAAUCUGAACCUAGCCUGUGAUCACUGCCAGCUAGAGUCAUGUUGUACAGGGACAGAUCACACUUUCAUGCACCCCUGGACUUACGAGAUCAAUCUAGCCGGACUUGAACCUUGCCUGGGACAACUACAUGCAGUGUCAUGUUGUAUAGAGAUGAAUCACACUUUCAUUCAUCACUGGACUUAUGAGAUCAAUUUAGCCAGACUUGAAGCUAGUCUGGGACAACUACAUCCUGGUGUCGUGAAAGCCUGGAUUUCACUUUUAUCCACCCACCAUAGACUUAGUGGAGAUAUCGGGGGAAUUAACUUUACCUGGCUCUUGGGAGUUGCGAUAAUGAAUAAGAUGAAGUGUAUAAGACAUGAUGUCUCGCUGUGUGAUUGUGCUGCAUGGGGUUGGUGAGUGGAUAUGAAUGUGUGCAGCUUGUGUCGUGUUUUAUGUUGGUCAAUAGUCUUUAUUUGACUGAUGGCUACUGGCUGGUGUGGGGUAAAGCGUGUUUAUAAAGGCCAAGAUAGCUUGUUCAGUGCAUGGCCAAGAAAUAUGCAUUGCUUUUCUGUGUUAGACAUUGGAGUGUAUUGUCCAGGUGUGGAAAUGUGCAGUAUUACUUUUCAUUCUGUAGUCUUUAGGUGUCCAUACCACAGUUGGGUCUUCUGUGAAGGCCUGUUCCACACUGUUGGUCAUCCCGAUUUAGACCAAUAAGGUGUAUACUUGUGUUCUGGUUCCUGGUCGGCCACUCUUGAUCCACCAUAUUUGUAUCCAGCCUUUAAGUAGAGUUGAUCAAGAGAAAGUCUUGACUGGAAUCUGCACAAAAUGAGUAGGCAAAUACUACAGGUUCUAGCGAUUGACCCUGCUCACAACCAGCCUGUGAGGAGAGUUGAUUAAUAGAAAGUCUGACUUGAGGAAGACUUCGAGUUCAAGUUCCAGGUUGAAUUGGUUGGUACAAGUAUACGCCUUAUGGUUCGGAAUUUCUACGUUAUGCAGUGUGUACUCUUAUGUAAUCAGCUUUUGUCUUGGCCAUUUGUCUUAGAUUUUUCUGUUGAUUUUUUUCUUUUUGCAAUAUGAAUGGUUUCUGCCUUUGUUAUUGUAAGGCAAGCCUUGUACAUGAUUAAACAUUUUUGUGAUGAGGGUGGUAAACAGAUUAAUCACCUUGCAUAGAGCGUGGCCCAAAUUAAGUGUAUCUUUCCUCUAAAUUACAUUGUGUUUCAAGCACUGACGUACUAUGUGAGCUGAAUGACAUGUACAUUUAUAUCUUGGCAUCAGUAUUUUGCAUAUAAAUUGUGUAUGAAACUGUAUUCCAUUUAUCUAUUCAGUUCCCUUUUAUAGUAGUAUAAUCUAUCUUUUUCCAUAAGUGGCCAUCCCAAGGCUUAUAUCCAUGCAAUUAGAUGUAC